GGCGUGGUGUUGACUGAUGCAGGCGAUGGCAGCUGGUUUUGGCUGCUUUUUGGGCACUUUGCUGCAGCAGCAGAUCGUUACCCCAGUCCACAUCGGCCCUGCAGCUGAUGCGCCAGCACCAGGACUGAAGGACCGCUUCCUCCGACUGGGCGUCGCAUUCUGCACGUCGUGUGCACGGUUGUAGUGCUGGCACUGCUGGCCUCAUCAACAACAACGCCGCACACGUACUCUUCUCAACAUACGCAAGCAUGAUCCUGACCAUCUACAGCGUGGCCUACCUGAUGGUGCCACCCCUGAAGCAGGCUUGGUUCCAGCCCAGCUCAACGCUCAGCGCUUACGCAAAAGUUGUUGAAGGCCUCCACAAGUCGCUCCAGAACUGGCGAUCUGAGUCAGCGUCUCUGUUGGCUGCACCUAUCAUCUUCAUCCUGGUGGGUGGCGGGGUGGCCAUUAUGUACUGGGUUGAGACUUGCCAGGGUCUGGUUAGCAACGUCUAAUGGUUUGUGUGGUUGAGCUUGACGUUACUGCUGGACGUGAUUUUUUGGCGGGUGGUGCCUGUUCAACCCGACCCCAGCUAUGUCUGGGAGAUGAGGUGGUUUCGAACCAACCUUCGGCCUCAGACAGUUACAACGCGUGGUGGGGCUCAGCCCUUCAUGGGAGAACACGCCAUUCUUGUUACACCGUGGGUCCUGGCGUCCUCCCCAUGUGGGCACCUUGGCAGUAACCUCUGGGCAGAAACCUUGGCAGUAACCUCACGUGCAACUGUCAAGUCCUGAAAACCCACAGCACGAGCAGCUGCGUCGGUGGUUGCCGGGGAACUGCCUGAGCCCGCAAUCGGUCCCCACAGCCACAGAAGGCUUUAGGAGGAGCCUGACACUGCAGGCCAUUCAGCUGCUGCUAGCAGACAGCGCAUCAGCCCGGAGUGGCGUGCAGCGGCGGGGCAAGUUGAGGAUCAGCUCGGUGCAGGAGCAGCGACGCCUACACAGACAACAGAGUCAGUGCGGGCGCAGAUAGUGGCCAGACUGGGGUGGCGCAGGGGGAUGCUGACACCCAUUCGGCUGCAGGAUUUGACCGUCCGCCAGGCCACGGCGAUGCUGCUACGACCUGUGGAACAACAGCGGACGCAGCUGCACGCGGACUUCGCAAGCAAGGGAAGCACGAGGCGGACAGACAGCCCCACCCCCCGCUACGACGACAGCCACGAACCCGGUGCGCGCCAUGCUGAGCAGGAUGUGGCGCAUUCGGUGGGAAAGGGAGCAAGUGGAAGUCUUGUGGCGGCUGGCAGUGGACGGAGUGCCCCUGGCGGGAAACAGCCACAUCAGCGGAGUCCCGCCGGGAGCCUGUGGCUGCGGCACCUUUGGAGGAGUGCAUGGCGCAUCCUGCUCACCGCGCGCGCACCAUUUCUGGGAGUGCCCCGUGGCGCAGGCAGUGCUGGCGCAGAUCAACACAGCGGUGGGGCACACCAUCACCCGACAGCAGCUAUGGUUAGCAGAGCCGCCACACGGCGGAGUACAGCAAGCGGUGUGGGAUGUGGUAGUGCUUGCAGCCCUCUCGACCAUGGAGCGUGCCCGGACGCGGUUGAGGGCUGUGACCAAUGCAGCAGGGCCUGCGUCAAGUACUGGGCCUGCCUGCAUGGGCACGAAGAAGACAUGGGCCGCAGGACAAAGUAUUCUAAGUGGAAGAGGUUGCAGGCGAUCACGUGAAAGAGGUUGGUGGGGGCGUAGUCGGUCGUGCAUGUUCAAUUAACUACGAUUCGUACUGUGUUUGUGUGUGUGCAAGUUGCCACGGCUUAGCUGGUGAGAGGCCUUGGAGAGGGAGACACCUGCACGCAUUUAAGCAGUGCUGCUGCUGGGCGUGCGUGGUUGUGGCGGAACAAGAGGCAGCGGAGGGAACGCAGCAGCACGAGGACCCCCUGCACCACUAGAGAUCGCCAAGGCUGAAGCGGUGACAGGGUUUUGGAGGAGGCUGUACGACUUCGCGGGGCUAGGGGUGCCGAGGAAGGGAUGGCGCGAGGUUGGGCCGGCACAUCCCCUGCUGGCGGUGCAAGGGGGCCGCAUCAGGGUGCAGUGGGAAGAGUAGGAGGAAACUUUAUGAGGCACGUGCUCAGAACCCCAACCGCUGAAACAUAGCGGCAGUGUACCAGUGUGUUUACGUGUGUGCGGUUGCGAGAGGGAGUGAGUGAGACUUCGGCUCUUAGGCAGUGGGAGUGUGGGCGCUUGUUUGGGUCCUUUGCGGCAGCUCGUGGGUGGUCAGCGGUGCAGCUCCAGUUGGUAGGGCUUAGUGCGGUGGCUUUGUGCGUACUCGCCGGCUUUGUCUUUGUCUACGGGAGGCCUGUUUGAGGUGCAGCGAGGAGUCUGGACUUGUCCUUAGUAAGAGGCUGCUGAGUGUGAACGAGUCUUGCGUCUUUCGUUCUUGUACUGCGUGUCUCGUCUGUUUACGUACGUUGCGGGCUGUUUCCUUACCGCUGUCCAGCUGCUCAUGAAGAGCGCGGCGGCGUCACGUGUGCGCGGCUAGUCCAGGUCUAUGGGACUUGACUGCCGAGGGCUAGGGUUUUUGAGUGCCGGUGCGAGGGCGCUCUCGCCAGUCCAAGAGAGAC
This is a messenger RNA of Chlamydomonas reinhardtii, 2593 nucleotides long. RefSeq lists its product as uncharacterized. The transcript is spliced from 2 exons. The record is from RefSeq and is a predicted model, not a curated record. Lineage: Eukaryota; Viridiplantae; Chlorophyta; Chlorophyceae; Chlamydomonadales; Chlamydomonadaceae. The coding region runs from base 249 to 494 and encodes 81 amino acids.